Perkinsus marinus ATCC 50983 is the source of this 321-nucleotide messenger RNA. RefSeq lists its product as hypothetical. The transcript has 4 exons. The coding region runs from base 1 to 321 and encodes 106 amino acids. Lineage: Eukaryota; Perkinsozoa; Perkinsida; Perkinsidae. The record is from RefSeq and is a predicted model, not a curated record.
AUGUCCGCUCUGAGCCAAGAAACGUGUGGUGCCCUCGAGGAGCUCGAUCGUCAACUCGCGGAUAUCGAGGCUGAGGUACGUCAGGUGGAGGGCGAACUGGAUUCGGGUUGCCUCACCCCCGAGAGAGCUCAGCAUGUCCUGGCACAGGUUGAGGCUAGACUCGAUAAGUUGCAGUUCAGAGGGAUCGACGAGAUAGAGACCGGCAAUCUCCACUCAGGAAAGGAGACCGCAAAGUACGCCCGUAAGGAGUUGGUGAGGAGAGCCGAGCAGCUUAGUCAGAAAAUCGAGUCCAUAUUCCGACACUUGCAUGCUGCUGCUUGA